UGAUUGAACAAACCUAAUAUUAGUAUUGUUUAACAUCUGUACUUAAACUUGUGUAACAAAAGAACUUGCUAGAUCGGAUUGAAUUUAAAUUUAUAGGGAGUGACAGUUUAUCUACAAAAUAUAAUUUAGUUUUAAAAAAAAAUUUAAAGUAUUAAGUAUAAAAAACACGCUGCAUAACAAAUCCAAACAAAAUGGGUAUCAUCUGAAAACGAAAAUUCAGAAUUACACAAACACAAAAAACCAGCUAUGAACUCGAUUAUUCGAUUAUACAGGCACAUAUAAAUCUAUAUUUUUGACUCGAUCUUGUAAAUAUUUAAAAGAAAAAGAACGCACCAAGAACAUUUUAUUUUCUGAACUCGCCUAUUCCUUUUUUUCAAAUUUGAUUUUGAUUUGGAUUUAAAUUUUUGACAGAUUGCAGAUUCCAUUUCAAUUUUUAGUUCGUUGAUACAAAAUAUUUGUGUGUUCUGUUAUUUAAAUUUAAAUUUUAGUUACAAACAGGAUAUUCAUUAGACGAAAUGUUUCAAUCAGAAAAUGACGACCUGAUUCCUCGGUGUGCUCCAAAACCAAUAGCAUCGGAUGUGAAAGCAACUGAAUGUCGUCCUUCUGUCCCAGAAAUCUCAAUUGUUUUUAGCCAAAAACCAUCUGAGAACCUGUCAUGUUCUCCCUCGAAUAUAAUUACGUCUUAUUCAGUUUGGAAAAAUAAAUGCAUACCCAGUGAUCCAUACCCACAAGAUGCCGUUUCCUUGUACAAUGAACUGUCUUUAACUUCCAAAAGAUCUAAUGUGUAUCCUUUAAGAACCGGUGAAUCAGCUACUUCUUCGAUUAAUAAUACUAUGGAAUAUGUUCCUUUAAAUAAACCGCAGUAUUUAGAUAGAGCGGGUAAAAAUAAAAUAUCUUCAAACUUUAUACCGAGGUGCGUUUUGGAUAAUUCCAAACAGAAGCAAUAUCAAGCAUCAUCAUUAAAACCUCUUGAAGAAAAUAGCCCUUUAGUUUCAGUUGGUACGCAGACCGACGUCUUUUUGAUUGAUGAUAACCUAUGUGAUAAAAAAACUUUAGCUACAAAGGAGGAUAUUGCAGAAAUAAAGUCUUUGAUACUAAAAAUGGAAACUGAGCAACGGCAUCUUCUAGAAACAUUACAAAAUUUAGUAAAAGAAAAACUUUAUUCCGAAAAAAAUAAACCCAAAUCAAGAGAUAUCGGAGUUCAAAAUGUACUGUUUAAUGAAGGAAUUUCGACAGAAGAGCCAUUAAAUAUACAAAACAACUUAAAAGAGAGAGCUUUGACUGAUUAUCAAUUAUCAAAAGUGCAAAUAGCUUGUACAGAUGAAAUACCUGAAAUUACAAAAACUGCAACAGACCGAAGUAUAGUUAUGAAUGAACUUGCUGAAAAAUACCUUCCUAUUGCAAAACUUACUGAUAUGCUAGAAGAGUUUCCUAAAGGAAAAAAAGUGAAAAACUUAUGUGAAUUGCCUUCAAAAACUACAGACAACUUAGACAAAAAUGCAACGGACUUAUCAACAGCCUCUUAUAAAUACUUGCGAAAAUACCGGCUAAUUCCUGAGGAGAAUAAUAACUUGUCUAAAAACAAUGAUUUCCAUAGAUUGAAAUCCGACAAUAAACUGGAAAAUUUAUUAGAUUUAGAAAUAAUUCGUUGUAAACCUAAGUUCAUUUAGAAAAAGAAAUAUUAAUACACCCCUUUUUUAUAACAA
Molecule: messenger RNA, 1706 nt
Organism: Eupeodes corollae
Lineage: Eukaryota; Metazoa; Arthropoda; Insecta; Diptera; Syrphidae
Gene: ana2
Exons: 2
Coding region: 516-1670 (384 amino acids)
Source: RefSeq, a predicted model, not a curated record